GUCUAUAAACCGGUCGCCGAUCCUUUACUAAGAUCCCCGGCUUCCAUCUCCUGCGCUGCUCUCUCUCUCUCCCUCUGUUCGACAGAUGCCUUUCAGCACGUUCAUAGAAGUGGAACCGCCCAGUCCACUCCGGUACAUAAUUGGGGCCGUUGUAAUGAUGAUCGGAGUCGUAUUGCCCCUCGGAUACAUGAUGUUCCGUAACAAGCGCGGGCCUUCUUCUUCUUCUUCCUACUCCAAACAGACGUAGGACCAAGUUUUGAUUUAGUUGCAUAGAGGAAGAGAAGCUUCGAUUUCGGUUUUGGGCUUAGCUAAUGGAGGAUGUUAUUCAAAGGGUAAUGUAAAUGCAUUGAGAUUUCAAUUUUCUGUGGAAAUUGACAUGAUUACAGUCCAACUAUUAACCUUAAGCGAUGCAUUUGGUUGUCGCUUUUUCUCGAAAUCAAUGCCAUUCAACUGUAUUUUGUCAUUUAUAUUACUGAAGAAAUCUUGUGUGAUUAUUGUCUGACCCAAAUUCAGCGUUAUGAAGAUACGACCACUGAGGCAUGAAAUUACUCUUUGUUAGUCCUUUAGGUUCUCA
Momordica charantia (bitter melon) is the source of this 574-nucleotide messenger RNA. RefSeq lists its product as uncharacterized. NCBI's taxonomy places the organism in Eukaryota, Viridiplantae, Streptophyta, Magnoliopsida, Cucurbitales, Cucurbitaceae. Gene Ontology annotation, cellular component: Golgi apparatus. The record is from RefSeq and is a predicted model, not a curated record.